Eupeodes corollae is the source of this 2172-nucleotide messenger RNA. RefSeq lists its product as uncharacterized. The record is from RefSeq and is a predicted model, not a curated record. The coding region runs from base 171 to 1949 and encodes 592 amino acids. The transcript has a single exon. NCBI's taxonomy places the organism in Eukaryota, Metazoa, Arthropoda, Insecta, Diptera, Syrphidae.
UCUACAAAUUAUCUUGCAAAACUGUUAAUAAUUCCUUCGUGCUUCAGUGCUUGCAAAAAACUGUGAUUUAGAAAACUAUAAGUUGUCCCACAAACUUGCAACUGAUUGCAGUUUGCUUUUAGAGGUGAAAGGGUUUAAAAAAAUCAAAUUGAAGAACAAACAAAGCUAAUAUGCAACAAAAACUUCUGAAAUUAUUACUUUGUCAGCUUAUGAUUGGACAAUGGCGUCUUGUCGAUUGUAUUAACUUCUCACAUAUAAUUGAAUUAUCAGACCAAGUUCGACAGAGGGAAGAAAUUCGGACGAUGAUAGUUUUUUCACAAAAGAAAUUCAUAACCAAUUUGACAGGAUUCGAGGAGCUAUUGAGACAUGAAAGCUCUAUUCUUCCUCUGAUCCUGAUCGGGGAAGACUACACUGAAAAUGAGGCCUUGGAAAAGAUAGUUGGUCUAUGGUCAAUUGUAAUGGUCUUCAUGGAUAACAUUGAUAACCACAAAAUGAUCUUAUUGCUAAAUGAGACGCUCCGUGAGAUGCGUUCGUCCAAGAUGCUACUAGUUCUAGAGAGCCCUCCAUCAGAUUCGAAGUCGUUUUUGACUUUUUUUCAGACUUGUCGCCGUUUGGGCAUUGUCAAUAUCGUCGUAAUGUAUGAUGAUCAAGUUUUCACUUACGAACCGUAUCCCCAUGUAAGUUUAGCUAAUAUGACUUCGGCACCCAUUGAAGACUUUUAUCCGGACCGUAUGUAUGACUUGAAAGGCUAUCUCUUUCGUACACCAAUUCAGCAAGAUGGUUCUAGAGUUUUUAUCUAUAAGGACAAACAUGGAAACGAAAAGGUAGCCGGGACGAAUGCGAACCUGUUUAAAUACUUCGUGCAGCGACACAAUGGAACUUACGAACGAAUUGUCGAAAAUCAAACUGGUUUUGAAAUAAGCCGUGGCUUGUCACUUGUUCGCCAGGGCUUAUCCGACAUCCUGAUGCAUUCGUACACAUCUUUUUCACCGGACAAUAUCGGUCGCAGUUAUCCGUUUGCUCAAAUUGAAUGGCUAAUAGUGGUUCCAAUGAUGGGGGAGAUUCCUGUUUAUCGGUACCUGAUUUUGCCAUUCGACUAUGAAGUUUGGGUUUGCCUUGGACUUAGUUUCGUGUACAUUUCGUUGGCCAGUUACUUGACGAGGCUGUAUUGUCAGCAUUUGGGGGAAUACGGUCCAGCGUUUACCCGGAGUUUUGCUGAAUUUCUCUACCUUUCGUCGACAGACCUGUCGUGUAAUUUACGCACGUUGGUCUUCGAAAUGCAAAUCUUCAUUUACGGCUUGAUGUUGACCAACAUCUAUAUGGCCUUUCUCUCGGCCUUUCUGACCACAUCGGUUCAGGACAAGCAAAUCGACACCGUGGAGGAUUUGUUGCAAAGUGGCUACAAGAUUGUAUCGAUAUUGUACGAAAUUAAUUCGGUGAAGCACACUAACGGAUACAAUAAGCGAUACGAUAGCAUUUUCUACGAACAGAAGAUCGAUUUCAUCAAUGAGUAUCGAAAAAGUCUAAAUAAGACGUUUGGUUUCGUCUUUACGAGUGAUCGGGCGAGAUUCUUUUUGGGACAACAGAAGUAUUUGGAAAAGAAACGGAUGCAUAUAGCAAAGAGUACAUUCGGAUCCUACUUUUUGAUAUUUCUCAUGCAAAAAGAUUCACCAUUUCGAAUGAAUUUUGAUACGAUUUUACUGCAGCUAUCCGAUACAGGGUUGUAUAAGAAAUGGGAAGAGGAUGUUUUCAUUCAUGCAGUGGCCACAAAGUAUCUGCAGAUAUUUCAACCGGAACCGGAAGAAGUUUUUAGGCCAUUGACAAUUGAUUAUUUAGGUGUUGGCUGGGCUACGCUGGGAAUUGGAGUUGGAUUAUCGGUUGCGGUGUUCCUGGGAGAGAUGGGAAGAUUUCAGAUUGUCAGGAUUAUUCGCCGGAUGUUAAGGAAAUGAUUGAACGAUAAGCUUUUUGAUUUAUUUUCUUGAAUUCUGUUACUUUGUUGUAAAAUCAUCUAACCAUCGUUUUUCUGUUGCAAUUGAAAAGUGUCUUUAAAGAAACAAAGUUCGUUUUAGUUGCUUGAAUUUCGUUUUGUAUACUUUAAAUUUACUUGAAAUUGUAAAAUUAUGCACCAUAAUAGUUCUUUUUAAAAGAUUAAAGUUUAAAGAAAAAUAUUCA